GAUAAAGUGGGGAUGAAUAUCCACGAUAUCCAAGUGGGGGGUGAGGCAGGGAUGGUUUUGAAAUUAUACCCGCCGAGGCGGGAAUGGGGAUUAAUUUUGGACGUGCCAAGGGAUGGGGAUGAAAAUUUUUGGUGGGGAUAGGGAUAGGAAGGCCUAAAUCCGUCACGCCCUGUCAUGCCUCAUUGACAUCCCUAAUCUCGUCCCACUGACAUCCCUACCUAUAAAGGUAUUAACUCAUCCUCUUUCAUUAAUAAUUUAAUACUGCCUAUUCUAUUUACAUUGAUUAAUGACGUACUGUUGGAGUGUUGGCCACCUUUCUUUCAUUUCGUUUCUUAGCUGGACUAACAAUAACAAACAACCCCUUCUAAAACAAUUCAACCCCAAACACAAAUAAUCCCAUCAAACAAAAAAAAACAUCAAAAUCAAAUGAGCAACAACACCACCAGCAACAACAGCAGUGAUGAUUUCCCGGCGAGGUGGCAUCACCGGACGACAACCGGGAUCCUCCGAAGCGCCGCCGUAACAUUCUUCUCUCUCUUCUCAACAUUCUUGUUCCUCUCUCUCCUCCUCUUCUCCUUCCGAAUCCUCCUCGAAAACGGUACCGUUUUCGUCACUUCUGUCAUCGAUCGUGACCCUUCAAUCAAAUCCCUUCUCUCUCGCAUCGACCUCGCCGCCAACAACAACCCCACUUCCGAUUCUCUCUCCUCCCCUCUUCGCCACCGUCGUCACCGCCCUUUUCUCCAUCUUACUCGCGUCGGAACCCUAGAUGAUGACUUCUUUUCUGGGGAUGAUGAUCAUGAUCAUCGAUCGCUUUUCUUCAAUUCCCGGAAUUUGAAUGUUAAUUCGAGCUCUUACACUCUGAAUGAUUUCAAUCACAGAUUUAGGUUUUCCAGGAUUGAAUUUGAUGAAACCAAGCUUAAGGGCAAGAAUGGUGGGAAUUCGAGUGUUGGGGUUGUGGGGUUGGAGAAAGAAAAUGUGGAGGAGAGAGAAAAUGUGGUUGAUUUGAGGUUUUUUGUGGCGGGUUUGGAAUUGGGUCGUCGUGAUGCAGCUGCGUUGUUCUUUCUUGUAAGUGUACUUUCUGCUGCUUAUGGUUGGGUAAUUCUGGGGUUUGUGAUUACAUAUUCUUGGGCUCUAGGGAUUGUGUUUAUUUCUGUUGUGAAUGAUUUGUUGGGAAAGUAUACCUCAAUUUUUGGUACUGUUUGGACUGGGUCGAAUUUGGGGGUGAAGAAGCUUUCUGGGUUUAUACUUAUGAGGUGGGCAGUUAGAGAUGCAUUGACACAGAUUCUGGGGUUGUGGUUUUUCGGCGAAAUUCAUGAUCAGUACUCGUUUUUUAAGCUGUUUUUGAGGUUGAAAUUGAUGCCAUUUUCAGUUAGUUCGCCCUGGGUGCCGGGGUAUAACGAAGAGAUUUCCGGGUUUUUGUUUGCUUGGUUCUUAAUGGACACGAUUGUGUCGUUCGUGUUUGCUGUGGAUUCGUGGGUUACAAUUGCUAACACGAGGCGAGGGGGUGGUCGGGAGAUUGUGAAAGAAGGGUGUUAUUUGCUUGCAACAAUGAUUCAUCAGUCUAUUCAACUGAAGUGCUUGGAGUUGAUUAUGUGUGGGGCUUUUAUGCGGUGGGUUUUAGCGCGAGUGUUUGGGAGAUCGUUUGCUGUGCUUUUUCAGGCAUUGGUUGAGGUUUAUUUCAUGGUGGCAUGGUUGAUAUUUUACUUUGCUGCGAGGUCGAAAGAUGCUCAUUUAAGUGGGAAAAGGUUUGGGAGGAGAGAGUUGGAGGGGUUGAUUCAGGGCCUUAGGUGAUUGAAGUGGUGAUCAGGUGACUAAAGUUACCUGCUGGCUUCAGUCUUUGUUAGGGUCUUUGGUGCUGAUGUUCAGGCUCAUUUGUCAAGUGUGAUCCUGUUGUGCAGAUGUGGUACGAAUAGCAUCAUUGGUAAAUUCGGCGCCCUUAAAUGUGUUGUAUGUACUGCAAUACCACGAGGCAAGAAUACUGCUUGUGUACAUUUGAGAGACAUGAUCCAUGUAUAUAUUUCUUGCCUUAAAUUUUUAGCCCUAUUUUUGAAUUUAUAUAGCUGUGAUGCCAUAUAUAGCAGGGUCCUAACCCUCUCCUUUAUGUUAGCAACUUGUUUUCCAAUUCCCAUUGUAUUCGUUCAUAGUGAAAGUUUGGCGAACAAAUUAGAUUAGUCUUUGCAGCUCCUCAAUAUGAGAGGGAGUGUGUAUAAACCUUGAAUAUAUUCAGACAUGAAUCAAACUUGCUUGCUUGCUUGACAA
Chenopodium quinoa (quinoa) is the source of this 2259-nucleotide messenger RNA. RefSeq lists its product as uncharacterized. The transcript has a single exon. NCBI's taxonomy places the organism in Eukaryota, Viridiplantae, Streptophyta, Magnoliopsida, Caryophyllales, Amaranthaceae. The record is from RefSeq and is a predicted model, not a curated record. Bases 427 to 1791 code for a protein of 454 amino acids.